Vitis vinifera (wine grape) is the source of this 696-nucleotide messenger RNA. RefSeq names its product importin subunit alpha-1b-like. The record is from RefSeq and is a predicted model, not a curated record. Gene Ontology annotation, molecular function: nuclear import signal receptor activity; protein binding. Gene Ontology annotation, biological process: NLS-bearing protein import into nucleus. Gene Ontology annotation, cellular component: nucleus. The transcript has 2 exons. Lineage: Eukaryota; Viridiplantae; Streptophyta; Magnoliopsida; Vitales; Vitaceae. Bases 1 to 696 code for a protein of 231 amino acids.
AUGGGCGGAAAUGAGGCUUUAGCAUUUGACAUGGGUUAUGCUCGCUGGCUUGAUGAAUAUCAGCGGCUGAUCAAUGACCUGAGAUCAGUUGUAAAUUCUCAUGUAGGGGAUAAUGAACUACGCAUUCUUGUCGAUAGCAACAUGGCCACCUGCAAUGCAUGGAGCUAUGAUGAGCAUCUCAUUCGAGCAGUUAUUUGUUGUGGCCUGUAUCCUGGUAUUGUGCAAAAUGGAAAGUCAUUCUCAUUGAAAACAAUGGAGGAUGGUCAAACAAAGCCUGCUCUUCCAGCUCUUGGGCGUCUUAUUCACUCGAAUGAUGAAGAUGUGCUAACUGAUGCGUGUUGGGCACUGUCUUACCUUUCUGAUGGUACAAAUGACAAAGUUCAAGCUGUUAUUGAAGCGGGUGUAUGUCCUAGGCUUGUUGAGCUUUUACUUUACUCAUCUCCUUCUGUUCUCAUUCCUGCACUUCGCAUGGUUGGAAACAUUGUCACUGGAGAUGAUAUGCAAACCCAGUGCAUAAUCAACCAUCAGGCACUUCGUUGCCUUCUGAACCCGUUGACCAAUAACCAUAAUAAGAGCAUCAAGAAGGAAGCUUGUUGGACUAUUUCAAAUAUCACAGCUAGCAACAAGAAGCAGAUUCGGGCUGUAAUUGAGGCAAACAUAAUUGGUCCCCUUUGUUCAUUUGCUUCAAAAUGCUGA